Messenger RNA from Apis dorsata (giant honeybee), 1566 nucleotides. RefSeq names its product E3 ubiquitin-protein ligase MIB1-like. The record is from RefSeq and is a predicted model, not a curated record. Lineage: Eukaryota; Metazoa; Arthropoda; Insecta; Hymenoptera; Apidae. Gene Ontology annotation, cellular component: cytoplasm. Gene Ontology annotation, biological process: protein ubiquitination. The transcript has 7 exons. Gene Ontology annotation, molecular function: ubiquitin-protein transferase activity; protein binding. The coding region runs from base 75 to 1460 and encodes 461 amino acids.
UAAAAAACCACGUAUUUGAAAUAGUCGAGAAAUAAAAGAUCCAUGUCUAUCGAAAACAUACGUGUCAAGUGGAAAUGCAUAAGUAUGUAUAUGUAUACAUUCGUGGGACAAACAUGUGCAUAGCUGUCGUGCCACAGCGGUGCUUGUACCUCGAGGAGGUCCUGUCAGAAGGCAGCUGUCACGUCUCUUCUCUGUCUGUAGCCUCGGGGAAAGACUCUCCAUGGGGUCCACAAACAGCGCAACCAUACGCAAUGCGGGUACUCCUCUCGAAACUUCCGAGACCAUGGAUAGUUGACGAGAAAAAGGACGAUGGUUACACGGCCCUUCAUCUGGCUGCUCUGAACAAUCACGUCGAAGUUGCUGAACAGCUGGCACGUGCUGGAAAAGCUGACCUGGAUUUGCAAAACGUCAAUUUGCAGACCGCGUUGCAUCUCGCUGUCGAGCGACAGCACACGCAAAUCGUUCGUCUUCUGGUACGCGCGGGCGCUAACUUAAACGUGGCAGACAAGGAUGGAGACACGCCUCUUCACGAAGCUUUGAGAUAUCAUACUUUGUCGCAGCUGCGGCAGCUGCAGGAUGUCCAGGACGUAGGACGUCUCUUGAUGGGUUUAGGCGCACAAGGACAGGACAAGAAGAGUAGUUCGUUCAUCGCUUGUUUCCUAGCUGCUCAUGGGGCCGAUUUGAAAUUAAAAAAUAAGAAAGGACAAACUCCUCUCGAUCUAUGUCCGGAUCCAAAUCUUUGCAAAACUUUAACUACUUGUCACAAGGAUAAAGAAUCUUUCAGGCAUGAUAUCGAAACAGCAGCCCCAUCAGCUACGAUCGACGAAUGUUUGGUCUGCUCCGAUGGAAAACGUGAAAUGCUUUUCAGUCCCUGCGGUCAUGUAACUUGUUGUAAUAUUUGUGCGCCAAGAGUGAAAAAAUGUCUAAUAUGCAGAGAGAAUGUUCUUUCUAGGACGAAGAUUGAGGAAUGUGUCGUUUGUUCUGAUCGAAAAGCUAGCAUGCUAUUUCGUCCAUGUGGACAUAUGUGCGCUUGCGAAAGUUGCGCAACCCUGAUGAAGAAAUGCGUACAAUGCAGAACUCAAAUUCAGCACAUGGUACCACUAUCUAUGUGUUGUGGUGGAGGAGGAGACGUUACUUACGUUAAAAAUUCUAAUGCUUCAGGGGUAACAAUAACAGAAGUAAAGAACGAUCAAGAAGAAGAAUUACCACAACAAAAUACUGGAAAUGGAGAAACUAUUUUAAUGAAUAAUGGUAGCCGAGAUACGUCUCAUAACGAUAUACAGAAACUUCAACAGCAACUUCAAGAUAUUAAAGAACAGACUAUGUGUCCAGUUUGCCUAGAUCGUUUAAAAAAUAUGAUAUUUUUAUGCGGUCACGGAACAUGUCAAAUGUGUGGAGAUCGGAUGUCAGAAUGUCCAAUAUGUCGAAAAGCUGUAGACAAACGAAUUUUACUUUAUUGAAUGUAAAAAAAAGAAUUGUUAUCUAGAAUUCUGAAAUUCUUUUUAAGAAUUAUUAUAUUAUUGUUAAGAAUUAAUAAUAGGAAUAAUUAAAUAUUGCAUUCAAUGA